AUGGCCCCAACUGGGAAAAGGGGAAGCAGGCACUGGAGAGGCCAAUCGCAGUCCAACCCACCGCCGGAAAAGUACGAUUUCAUCGUCCGGCCGGUGAUCGACGGGGAAAUUGUUGAAUUCUUCGUGUUGAAGAGGCCAUUCAUGGAUGAAUUUCUGGAAUCCCUGAGCAAGAAAUUUGAGAUUGUGGUGUUCAUAGUCGGGAUAAAGGAAUAUGCAUCUCUGGUUUUGGAUAGGUUGGACAAAAAGGCAUUGAUUUCACACAGAUUAUACAGAGAUUCUUGCAAGGAAGUGGACGGCAGAUUUGUGAAAGACUUAUUGGAGUUAGGGCGUGAUAUGAAGAGCGUUGUGAUUGUCGACGAUAAUCCGAAUUCAUACAUUUUCCAGCCUAGAAAUGCGAUCCCAAUCAGGGCCUUUACAAAUGAUAUGGAGGAUGGGGAGCUCAAGAGGCUAAUGGAGUUCUUUGAUGGGUGUGAUGGGGUUGAAGAUAUGAGAGAUGCAGUGAAUGGUUUUCAAGCAGAAGAGGAAUUCAAGGAUGUGGAAAUAUAGGUUUUUGUUCCAUUGUAUUCUUUGUUUUGCAGUUUUCCAGUUUAGAUUUUGCUUGUUUGUUUUCUACUUCAUCUCUGGAGAUAGUAUUCAAUUGUUAAAUGUUGAAUGGAUUGGUGUUCAACCUCACAUGGCAAAGGAAAUUGGAAUAGUGAUGAUAUAGUUUUGGAAAUUUCUAUCAAAUUCCACUCUUUCAAGUUUAAA
Messenger RNA from Ipomoea triloba (trilobed morning glory), 747 nucleotides. Its product is annotated as probable C-terminal domain small phosphatase. The transcript is spliced from 2 exons. The record is from RefSeq and is a predicted model, not a curated record. Gene Ontology annotation, molecular function: phosphoprotein phosphatase activity. The coding region runs from base 1 to 546 and encodes 181 amino acids. Lineage: Eukaryota; Viridiplantae; Streptophyta; Magnoliopsida; Solanales; Convolvulaceae.